Messenger RNA from Cephus cinctus (wheat stem sawfly), 1648 nucleotides. Its product is annotated as zinc finger CCHC domain-containing protein 24. The transcript has 4 exons. Gene Ontology annotation, molecular function: nucleic acid binding; zinc ion binding. The record is from RefSeq and is a predicted model, not a curated record. The coding region runs from base 25 to 864 and encodes 279 amino acids. NCBI's taxonomy places the organism in Eukaryota, Metazoa, Arthropoda, Insecta, Hymenoptera, Cephidae.
GUGACCGGUGUGGCCUGAAGAAAGAUGGCCGCAUGCCACCCCAGACCACCUCUUCAGCACCUGCAGCAUCCGCAGUUGCAGGAGUCCACUGUAAGUCUUGGAAGUCUUGGUAAUAUCGGGAGCAUUGGAAGUAUAAACGGAUUGACCAAUCAGAAUCAACCAGCUACUACGAUCCAACAGUCUCACCACUAUCCACCCCAUUUACUCAAUUGGGUUUACUUGGCUAUCGCCGAUCAGAAUCCUCCACAACCACCCGAUCAGAACAAACUACUACCAGCGAUAUGGGGGAAUUUUCCAACGGCUGCAUCACAAACAUACCUACACCAAAAUGCCAUAAGUCCAUCGGGCCCUAUCGGUCCCGGAAGUCUGGCAGACAGCAUCGGGGACUUGGCAGACCAUUUCACGGAGCUCGGUUUGCUCGAAAGGAAACCAACAAAGAGACCACCAUCCACUUAUCUUUGCCAUUUGUGCUUCAAGAAGGGUCACUAUAUCAAAGAUUGCCCGCAGGCCAGGCCGAAGGGUGAAGGAUUGACUCCCUAUCAGGGAAAGAAACGCUGUUUUGGUGAAUACAAGUGCCCAAAGUGCAAACGCAAAUGGAUGUCCGGUAAUAGCUGGGCAAAUAUGGGCCAGGAAUGUAUCAAGUGCCACAUCAACGUUUAUCCUCACAAGCAGGUGAGUCUGGGGGCCGCAUCAACAGUCUCGUCAACCCCGUCUCACGCGUUCAUCUCCUCCUCGUCCUCUCUCAGUUACAGGCCCUUGGAAAAACCGGAUGGUCUGGACGUAUCCGAUCAAAGUAAAGUGCAUCCGCAGCAUCUUUGUGAAAAAUGCAAAACCCUUGGAUAUUAUUGCAGACGUGUCCAAUAGCAAUAACUUCUCACUGAUCUUCACUCUUCAUUCUUACCUCGGCUUAGUGAUGAACGUUGUCACAAUGUUGUACUUAUACGCAACCAGUCCACGUCAUAACAGCAGAUGCAUUUACAUUAAUUCAUCCUCUUCGGAAACAACCAUCUUAAGCAGAAUAUCUUGAGCUAAUGAAAAUGAUUUAAGACCAUAAUUAAAAAUUUGUCACAAAGAACCAAGCGAGACACAUUCAGUCACAAAUUCGCAAGUAGUAAAUCCUAUAAAGGAUUAACAUGCCAAAAUGAAGGAGCCUUAUGUAUCUGAAAGCAUUUCUCCCCAGAGGCGGUAACUUUUAUGUUUGUUGUUUCACCAACUAUUUAUAGCCAGCUAUGUUUAGAAAAACUUGGAAACCUACGCAGAGGUAGGGAAGCUCUGCAAGGUACAUAAUCCAGUGAACUAUUCAAAAUAUCACUACUGAACAUGAUCCAAAAUUUAAAUGCUAUCGCACUCACUUGAUCCACGCAAACGAAUGUAAGUACAAAAUUUUAAAAUCAUGUGAUUCUUUUAUACCACGUCGAAUCUUGAAACAAUAAGUGCACCUUGACUUGCUUCAUCCCUUCGUUCAAAUUAUUAAGUCCCUGCUAGUUAUGAAAUAUUUAAGUUGAGCUAUUGUCACAUUUAAUUGAUGGGAUUGAUCAGUGCAUUAUCUACCUCGCGGAACUAUCUGUUAUGUAUAAACUGGGUCCAGUCCGCGGGUCACUUAAUCUGUAUAAAUUCGUAUUAUCCAAUAUAUUGAGUUAUAUAUAUA